AUGGACAGCGCUGCUGGCAUCACACCUCUGAAAUGUUUCAACUGGGAACAGACACCACCGGACAAGCAUCGUCCUUUUAAGCCAGUCUACCACAUCACCAUGGCCAUCCAGGGCAGUACACCAGACGACCUUGUCAUCAUGGACAGCAACUACCUGGAUCGCGUCAACGAACGUCGCGAGACCAUCGAGCACCACGCACCCACAGUGCUAGGGGCUGUCCCCGAAGGCAUACCGGCUCUCCACGAGACAUACACGUAUCUGCUCGGAGAGUACCUGCCAGCUCGAUUUCCAACCAUGUUCGCCCUGUCCGAAGACGGUCAGGAGUUUUACAACAAGGUCACUAAGACAUCGCUGCCUCUGACACCCCCGCAAGAUCCCAACGCCGCGCUUCAAGCUCUGGGAGAAACCAUCGAAGACGACUUCUUCCUGCUGGUCGAGACUCCAGAAGGCCACCGAGCGGUCGCGUUCAUCUGCUGCCACCCAGCUGGCUUUGAUCCCUCGGACAAGCUGGGCAAGUUGCUGAAGGACAUCCACACGCCCGUGCCGUCAUAUGAGAAGAUCGGAGCCAGCAUGGAACGCUUCUUUAGCCGAUUGCAGGUGGGAAAGAGCGUUAAGCGCAUGAAUUGGUCUAUCUCGACGAGCGAAAGGCUCUUCAGUCCCAGUGGGCUGCACAUUUACGACGGCGACAAGCCGCAGGAGGAUGAGGAGAUUGACAUUAGCAAGACCCGCCUUAGACAGGAACUGCAGACUUUGACCAGAUUGCCCAAGACGGGCGCCAUCAUGUUCAGUUUCAAGACGUACAUGACGCCGCUGGAGGAGAUCAAGAACGAAGGCAUUGGGCCGCAGGUCGCCGACGCAAUUGAGGGUUUGAGAAGUGGUAACGCGCCGGGCAUGUGGGUGUACAAGGGGGCGACGCGCUGGGGUAAGGGCGCCUGCGAAUAUCUGCGGUCAUGA
Molecule: messenger RNA, 954 nt
Organism: Colletotrichum aenigma
Lineage: Eukaryota; Fungi; Ascomycota; Sordariomycetes; Glomerellales; Glomerellaceae
Exons: 4
Coding region: 1-954 (317 amino acids)
Source: RefSeq, a predicted model, not a curated record